This is a messenger RNA of Mycosarcoma maydis (corn smut), 1710 nucleotides long. Its product is annotated as putative general amino acid permease. Gene Ontology annotation, molecular function: amino acid transmembrane transporter activity. Gene Ontology annotation, biological process: amino acid transmembrane transport. The coding region runs from base 1 to 1710 and encodes 569 amino acids. The transcript has a single exon. NCBI's taxonomy places the organism in Eukaryota, Fungi, Basidiomycota, Ustilaginomycetes, Ustilaginales. Gene Ontology annotation, cellular component: membrane. The record is from RefSeq and is a predicted model, not a curated record.
AUGUCCUCCCCCAAGCAGUCGUUCGAGAACGAGGGCAUCGCCACUGUGUCCAAGACCUACCCUGUUGCAGCUCCCGAUACCGACGCCGAUGCAUCCAAGACCACUUCGGUCCACGAGGGCAAUGACGCCAAGUCUCGCAGCAAUGCUUCACCGUUUGAAGUGCCUGUCGGUCAGGCUGGUGUCGGGGCUGUCUCGCGAAAGCUCAGCUCGCGCCACAUCCAGAUGAUCGGUAUCGGUGGUGGGAUCGGCACUGGUCUGUUUGUCGGUUCCGGUAUCGCGCUUGCCAACGCCGGUCCCGUCGGAGUUCUGCUCGCCUACAUCAUCACGGGUAUGACCAUCUUUGGUGUCAUGGAGGGUCUCGCCGAAAUGUCGUCGUACCUCCCUGUCAGUGGAUCUUUCAUGCAUUUUGCAAGCCGCUUCGUUGAUCCCUCGCUCGGUAUGGCGCUUGGAUGGAAUUACUGGUGGUGCUACGCCAUCGGUUGGGCGUCGGAACUCUCGGCUGCAUCUGCCGUCAUUGGCUACUGGAACGCCGAUAUCAACAUCGCCGCUUGGAUCUCGAUCAUGAUGGUCGUCGGUGCCCUGCUCAACUUUGCCGGUGUCAACAUCUACGGCGAGUCGGAAGUGGUCACCUCCACCAUCAAGCUGCUCGCCUUCAUCAUGCUGAUCAUCUUUGGUCUCGUCAUCGACCUCGGCGGCGGACCCAAGCACGAUCGACUCGGUUUCAGGUACUGGAAGGACCCUGGUGCUUUCAACCAGUAUAAUGGCAUUCAAGGUGCCGAAGGCAGAUUCCUUGGCUUCUUCAGUUCCUUCUUAAAUGCUGCCUUUACCUACGUGGGUACCGAAACGGUGGUUCUUGCUGCAGGAGAGGCCAAGAAUCCCACGACUCAGAUCCCAAAGGCUGCUAAGCGAGUUCUCUACCGCAUCCUAUUCUUCUAUAUCCUCGGCAUUGCCAUCAUGGGCCUGAUUGUGCCAUACAACGACCCCGGUCUCAAGAGCGAGGGCUCGUACACGGGAGCUUCCCCUUGGAUCGUGGCCAUGAACAAUGCUGGCGUACGCGUUCUUCCCCACAUAUUUAACGCGGUUGUGCUGAUUUCAGCUUUUUCAGCAGGUUCUUCGUACGUCUACGUUGCGAGCCGAACGCUGUAUGCGCUGUCACUGGACCGACAAGCGCCCGCUGUGUUUAACCGGGUUGAUCGCCGAGGUAUCCCGUAUGUCGCCGUGCUCCUCUCUUGGCUCGUCGGUGCGCUUUCCUACCUGGGCAUCUCUUCGGGAGGAGGAACCGUCUUCUCCUGGCUCUCUGCGCUCUCGGCUGUGGCUGGCCUGUUCGCGUGGGCUACGUGCUGUUACUCGUACCUUCGAUUCCGCAAAGCGCACGCUUUGCAAGGCUAUGAUCGCUCAGAGCUCCCGUACCGCGCGCGCUUGCAACCGUACGCGAGUUGGUUUAGCAUUAUCGUGUGCGCAAUAGUGAUUCUUUUCUCUGGCUGGAGCGUUUUUCUGACCGGGAACUUCAGCGCCAGCGGGUUCCUGUCGAGCUAUCUCGGCAUCCCGGUCUUCUUCGUCCCCUGGAUCGGCUGGAAGCUUUGGCACAAGACAAAGCUCGUCAAACUCACUGAGGUCGACCUCGACUCCGGCAGAUUGAGCAGAGACGACGAACCUCCAGAGAAGAUUCCUACCACUGUCUGGGGCAAAUUCAUCGCUUGGCUCUUCUAG